CCAACACCCGGGGCGUUGGCGGCCGUCGGCAUCGGAGCCGAAACCACCGGUUGGCACCAUGGCGAGCGAAGAUGUCGGUGACGCCCGGGCCAUCCUGGAGCUCAAUUUCCAGUCUCUGGCUUCCAAGCACAUGGACCUCAAGCAGGUGGAACUGGAUACCGCGGCCGCCAAGGUGGACGAGCUCUCCAAGCAGCUGGAGUCUCUCUGGACGGGCAGCGCUGGCCAGUCCAGCGUCUCACAGAAGGGGGACUGGCCCAGCACCAGUUCCUGGUCCUCCCAAGACCCCCCUGUCCGGACGGUCCCCAUCACCGUCUCCCCGCCCCACCAGUCGCCUUGGAAGAGCGCCUCCCUGGACUCAUCGGAGAGCUACUCUUCCUCCUACUCCUUCAACGAGAACUCGGCCGGUUUGUCCCCGGUGACUUCCUACGGCUCCCUCCCGGCCAAGUCGACGCUCGGCCGGCCCACCUCCCCGCGGCCUUCCAUCUUCCUCCAUCCUGAGCUGGACCGAGCCACAUCCCCCCGGCCGAAGGUGCUGCCGGUCCCGUACGAGUCGAUGCCCGGCGCCGUGGGCCACCCGUCCUCCCCUCGCUUCUACCGGUCGGCUGGAUCCUUGGAGCGCCAGUACGAUUACAAGCCCUACUCCGGGCCGACGGGCCGCGCCGGUUCUCCGCGGCUGCCGACGGACGGCUCGGGGCCGCCGAUGUUUUUCCCGGACCGAGCGCCUUCUCCGCGGCCACCUCUGCCGCCGCCGUAUGAGAACCACAGCAUGUACCCCUCGAUGCCAAACACCUUCCCGCCCUUCCGGGCUCAAGAUGAUUUGGUGCUUCGGAGGAGAGUGCAGAAGGCCUGGAACGAGUCUGACCUGGACGUGGCGUAUGAGAAGAAGCCAGCCCACCCGGUUGGCUACGAAAGAGGAGACCCUCACGGGGGGCUGCGUCAGAGUGCGCCGGGGCUGCCCCUGGCCCCUUGGAGGGAAUCCAGUUUGGACGGUGGGGGCGCCGGGCAAGGCAAGGAGGAGCAUUAUGGGAUGCACAGCGCCACUUUGCCCCGGAACUACAAGGUCUCCCCGCUGGCCAGCGAGCGCCGCUCCGAGGGCUCCUUCCGCCGCUCCCUCCCCGCCAACCCGGCGGGCACUCUGCCCCGCAACUGGCAGUUCGCCCAGCAGCCCAUCUCUCGCAUCCCCAUGCCGCCCCCCAGCCCCCAGGGGAGCCGCCCCAAGCGCCACAAGCCCCUGCCCCUCUCCAUGAUCUUCCGGCUGCAGAACGCCUUCUGGGAGUACGGGGCGUCGGGCACGAAGCUCCCCCUCGCGCAGGGGCCGCCGGGGUCCCCCCUCUUCCGUCCCCUCCCCAAGCAGGCGCCGCACCAGCCGCUCACGCCGACCCAGCAUCACAUGAGGAUGGCGCCGUCCGGGAGCGAAGGCAACAGCCGAGCCGUGCCCAUGGAGGUGCCAGCCGAGCCAGUCCGCGUGGUGCCCAUCACCCUGUUGACGGGCGAGACGGAGCCAGAACUGGAAAGCCUUCUGCCGGGUGGCGAGUCCCCAGAGGUGGACGAGGUCGCCCGGCCGCUGAGCCCCACCCGGCUGCAGCCGGUCCUCCCGCCGGAAGCCCAGAAGGUCCCGGAGUUCGAGGAGGUGGCCCGCGUCCUGGCAGAGAUGCCCAGGCCCCUGAAGCGCCGCGGCUCCAUGGAGCAGUGCCCCAGCCUGGCCCUGCCCCCCACCCACAAGAAGCAGUACCAGCAGAUUAUCAGCCGGCUCUUCCACCACCAUCCCCGCAAGGAGGAGGCCGUCCCGGUGGGGGAGGCGGCCCCCCCGGCAGAUCUCGUGCCCAUCAGCGAGGCCGCCGAGCAGAAGGCACCAGGGACGCCCUUGGCACCGGCCCCUGUGCCCCCACCCCAGAGCCCCGCGAUGCCCGUGCCUUCCUUUCUAGACACGCCUGAGAGUCCAGCGAUGGUCUCCGCUGUUCACAGCCCGGAGAAGCGCUCUGCCCUGCGCAAAGUCUCUUCGCCACGGAAGCGGCCGAAGCAGAGGGCCCGCCUCAACCCCCUGGUUCUCCUCCUGGAUGCAGCGCUGACCGGCGAGUUGGAGGUGGUGAAGGAAGCCGUGGCGGAGCUGAAUGACCCAAGCCAGCCGAACGACGAGGGCAUCACCGCCCUCCACAACGCCAUCUGCGGUGCCAACUACAACAUCGUGGACUUCCUCAUCAACAUCGGCGCCAACGUCAACUCCCCCGACAGCCACGGAUGGACCCCACUGCAUUGUGCCGCCUCCUGCAACGACACGGCCAUCUGCAUCGCUCUGGUCAAGCACGGCGCGGCCAUCUUCGCCACCACCUGCAGCGACGGCAGCAUUGCCAUCGAGAAGUGUGAUCCCUACCGGGAGGGCUACAGCGAGUGUUUCAGCUACCUGGCAGAUGUUGAGCAGAGCAUGGGGCUGAUGAACAACGGGGUGGUGUACGCCCUCUGGGACUACAGCGCCGAGUUCAGCGACGAGCUGUCGUUCCGUGAGGGAGAACCCGUCACCGUGCUACGACGGGACGCCCAGGAGGAGAUGGACUGGUGGUGGGCAUCCCUCUACGGACAGGAGGGCUACGUGCCCAAGAACUACUUCGGGCUCUUCCCCAGGGUGAGGCCCCAGAACAAGAAACUGUAAAGUGUUCGGGAUGGGCGCUCCACCGCCGUCAUCCUGGAAGGAACUCAAGAGACGCGUCUGGGCAGGAAACGGGGGCGCCAGGCGGCCGUGGCUGCCGCACCACCAGCUUAUCCAGGGGGGCUCUCGACAGACUUGGCAGCCCGGGGAGGGGGCCGCGAGUCUGCAGAGAGGGGCAACCCCCCCCCGACGCUUUCAGACUGCCCCCCACGGCCCAAUUCUGUGCCUCUGCUGUAAGAAAAAGAAGAGCCGAGUAACCGGGGAGGGGAAGCGGAAGCCAGGGUGGAUCCUGGACGACCUCUCCCAAAGCGUUCAGGCCCCCUUCCUUUCUUCCGCAUGAACGCAUCCUAUGCAGCGUGAUUAACGUUAUUCCCCCCACAGGGAGAGGAGAGGGUGGCGUUGGCAGGGAUGGAGGGACUGGCCCGUGGCGGGACCUCUCCCAACAGCCCACACGCCCUUCCUGCUCUGAGCCUCUGGUGCCUUCGUUCAGCCCCCCACCCCACCCCGUUCUCUCCAAUUAACUCCUGACUUGGUUCCUUCCCGGCCCCGUAGAUUUCUCCCCAGCUCUCCUGAUGGGGGCACGCAGAAGUCAGACCUGACUGGGUUCCUGGGGGGGGGGGGGG
Molecule: messenger RNA, 3267 nt
Organism: Gekko japonicus
Lineage: Eukaryota; Metazoa; Chordata; Lepidosauria; Squamata; Gekkonidae
Gene: PPP1R13L
Product: protein phosphatase 1 regulatory subunit 13 like
Exons: 12
Coding region: 59-2647 (862 amino acids)
Biological process (GO): positive regulation of cell differentiation; regulation of transcription by RNA polymerase II
Molecular function (GO): transcription factor binding
Source: RefSeq, a predicted model, not a curated record